AUGGCAACAACCACCGCCGCUGCCGCCGCCGUCAGCUCUCCGACCAAGAGGUCUUCCUCGGGGAAAGGAUUCAAACUCAGCCUUCCUUUACUCCGCUCCAUCCACACCAACAACAAACCCAAUAAGCCCAGCCCAAACCCCAGCCCCUCCGCCUCCCCGGCUCCGCCGCGCAAGGAGGCGGACCUGCUCCGGGUGUUCCGCCACUUCGACCGCGACGGCGACGGGAGGAUCUCCGCCGUGGAGCUGGGGAUGUACUUCGCGUCGACGACGGGGGAGGCGAUGUCGAGGGAGGACGCGGAGAGGGUGAUCGGGGAGUUCGACGGGGACGGCGACGGGACGCUGGGGUUCGGGGACUUCGUACGGAUGGUGGACGGCGGGGACGGGAAGGAGUUCGACGGGGAUCUCCGGCGGGCGUUCGAGAUGUUCGAGGAGGAUAAGGGGGAAGGGUGUAUUACCCCGAGGGGUUUGCAGCGGAUGCUGGUGCGGCUGGGGGAUCGGAAGUCGCUGGACGAGUGCACGGCGAUGAUCCGGCCGUUUGAUCUCGACGGCGACGGCGUGCUGGAUUUCCCCGAGUUUCAGAGGAUGAUGAACUGA
Messenger RNA from Linum tenue, 594 nucleotides. The record is from the annotation of a GenBank genome assembly. NCBI's taxonomy places the organism in Eukaryota, Viridiplantae, Streptophyta, Magnoliopsida, Malpighiales, Linaceae.